CAAUUAUCUUUAUUAUAUUUCAUGUUGACCAAAAAAAAUAAGAAACCAAAAACAGAUGGAAAUGAAUACAGUGCACUCCUUCGACUUGCUAAAAAAGAGCUCAAAAACAAAAAUUACCUAGCCGCAGUUUGUUUUUUAACUAGUAUUAUUGAUUAUUGCAGCUAUUAUAAAAAUGAUCAAAUGACAAUUGAAGCAAAAUUUUGUAAUAAUUCACAAUUUAAAGAAAAAGCCAGAGAUCAUCUUAUAAUUUUCUACUCUCAUGAAAUCAGUAUUGAAAAAGAUACUUCAAAAGCUAAUAAGCUUUAUCUUGAAAACUUAACAAAAAUAAAUGAAAAUUCUAAGCCUUAUUUCAAUUCUAAUUGA
Molecule: messenger RNA, 363 nt
Organism: Dentiscutata heterogama
Lineage: Eukaryota; Fungi; Glomeromycota; Glomeromycetes; Diversisporales; Gigasporaceae
Source: the annotation of a GenBank genome assembly